UAAUAAAGAUUUUCCGUGUGUGUGUGUCGAGUGUGUGUGGAGCUGAAGAUGGCGGCCAGCUCGGAGCGCAGUCCUCCUCCUUUCCCGGACUCAGAGGAGCCCGAGCUGCUGGAGGACAGUGACGAGGGCGCGGACGCGUUCACGGGCACGUCAAUCUCUGAGAUGGAUUCUCCAUCACCGGACACAACCGGCCAUUCAAAAGACAUCUUCAGCGAUCCGGCAGAAGACAUCUUCAGCGAUCCUCUCAGCGACAUUAACUCCGAACCCAAGAAGAACGCAGACAUCAAGAUCCCGUCUCCUGCUAGCGAUGAAGCCGUCGACCUGUUCAGCGACCCGCUGGAUGAUGAUGAACCCUCAGAAAUGAGUUCACCCGAGGUCCAAAAUCCUGUGCCAGAUCUCUCAAACGAGCCUGCAGAAGCGCCAAAGUCUGAUAACAAAAAGCAGAUUUUCGAACACCCUGCAAAAGUCAAGAAAGCGGCUAGUUCAGAGCUGUUUGAUGAUGAUGAAGAUGAUGAGGAUCUGUUUCAAGAGCCGUUUAAACCAGUGACGAAGAAGCCUCAGGUCUCAGUGCCGCCUCUGGACGUUUAUACAGAGGUGAAGGUCAAGCCACAGGUUAAAGAUGACCCAACAGAUCUGUUCACCGAGGAAGCUUUAACGCCACCAGCCAGCAAACCUGCCACAAACACCAGGACCAAUGGAGUGCACUCUGAGGAGCAGGAUCUGUUCUCAGAAGCUACAGUGGAGUUGUCUCUGGACAGUCCUCAAAAUGACCGCAAGAAGAAAGACUCUGUGAAGCCAUCAGUAUCGGCUCCUGCUGCUCCUGUAGCCUCCAGCUCCAGCAAACCUCCGUCCAAAACACUCGAGGAGCUGGAGGAAGAGGAAAGUGAAGACAAGUUUGAUCUGAACAUUUCCAUCACAAAUCCAGAGAAAGUCGGUGAUGGUAUGAACGCAUAUAUGGUCUACAAAGUUUCAACACAGACGUCUUUAUCCAUGUUUCGUAGCAAGACGUUUACCGUACGCAGACGUUUCAGUGAUUUCCUCGGACUGUACGAAAAGCUUUCAGAGAAACACUCGCAGAACGGAUACAUUGUACCUCCGCCACCAGAGAAGAGCAUUAUGGGAAUGACGAAAGUGAAAGUUGGGAAGGAAGAUCCGUCAUCAGCUGAGUUUGUGGAGCGGAGGAGAGCUGCUCUAGAGAGGUAUCUUCAGAGGGUUGUGAGUCACCCGUCUCUCCUGCAGGACCCUGAUGUCCGAGAGUUUCUGGAGAAAGAGGAGUUACCCAGAGCGGUCAGCACACAGACUCUUAGUGGAGCCGGUUUCCUCAAGAUGCUCAACAAGGCCACUGAUGCUGUCAGUAAGAUGACCAUAAAGAUGAAUGAGCAGGACGUGUGGUUUGACGAGAAGAUCCAGGAUGUAGAAAAUGAAGAACAGCUUCUGCGCAAACUUCACGUCAUGGUGGAGUCGCUUGUGAACCACAGAAAAGAGUUAUCUGGGAACACGGCGGUGUUUGCGAAGAGUGUGGCGAUGUUGGGCAGUUCGGAGGAUAACACUGCUCUGUCCCGCGCUCUGUCUCAGCUCGCAGAGGUGGAGGAUCGAAUCGAGCAGCUCCACCGCGAUCAGGCCGCCAACGACUUCUUCACCUUCGCUGAGCUGCUGGCUGAUUAUAUACGCCUGCUGGGAGCCGUCAGGGGUUGUUUUGAUCAGAGGAUGAAAGCGUGGCAGCGCUGGCAGGACGCUGAAAGCAUGUUGCAGAAAAAACGAGAGGCCGAGGCCAAACUCCUGUGGGCCAAUAAACCUGACAAACUCCAACAGGCCAAGGAUGAGAUCGCUGAGUGGGAAGCGAAAGUCACGCAGUACGAGAGAGACUUUGAGAGAAUCUCAGCCACCGUACAGAAAGAUGUCAUCCGUUUUGAUAAAGAGAAAGCUCGAGAUUUUAAAAGACAAAUCAUCAAGUAUCUGGAGUCACUGCUACACUCUCAACAACAGCUGAUAAAAUACUGGGAGGCGUUUUUGCCAGAGGCGAAAGCAAUCGCGUGAGGUGUCGCAGAAACACACUCACCCAUGACCGAGGCCUUCUUCACUCUUUACCUCUCGCCUAUAAACCAAGAGAAAUCAAGCUGCAAAGGGAAAUCAUCAGUCCGGCCGCUCUCUGAUCCAACGAAUAACUUUGUAUAUUUUUUUUCCUUCCGUCUGAUCUUCACCUUUAUUUUCUUACAUUUGAAUCUUGAUUAUUUGGGGAGUGUAAACGCAUGGUGGUUGGUUUUGGGUCUGUCUUCCUCGUUUGUAUGCAACCAAAAUUUCUUUUUUUAUCACUCACUGGGAUUUGUUACUGCCAAUGGUUUCCACUAGAGGGCGCUCUCUGUUCAUUCAGAUUUCUCAUUAGGCCACUUUGUGUGAGAUAAACGGUGACUUAUUUUAGAAAUCCAAAUAUUGAGAGAGAGAGAUAUAAAUAUAUAUACUUUUAAACACCGUGAAGUAAAUGAAUAAUGGAUUAUUGAUAUAAAAUAGGCUGGAUAUUGUGGGAAAGCAUGAACUAAUGUUGCUGGCUCAUAGUUUUUACACAAAGAAUCAACUUUAAAUCUUCAAUAGAUUCAUGGUUUUAGUACAUUCAUGACGUAAAGCAUUUAAAAAACGCACUUCUGAAGCGUUUGAUAUCAAUAUCGGAGCUCUUUCAAGCAGCACUUCAGUCUUAAAUACGUAUUUUUUCUCUCUUUAUUUGCUCGUUUCCUCCAUUUGUAGACAUUUAUGCCAACAUGUUAUUUUUGUCCGUGUCAAACGCGAUUAUUUGUGUUAUUCACUCGAUUCUGGCAUGCUAUGAUGAUUAAUUAACAUUUGCUACUCUACUAAUAAUAAUUACACCGUUUCUACAUCUGAUUUUGUUUUGCUGCUGUUAGAUUCAUGGUCAUUUAUAAUGUUAGGAUGUUGCGUUUGUAUUAGUUUGCUUCAUUGAAUGGUGUUUCUGGCCCUGCUGUAAUGACGCAGAUGUUGUUAACAGGUUUGACUUCACCAUUAGGUGCCAUAAUAAUAAUCAAAAGUUUGUUUAUUAGAAGAAAGAAAAAGCGGUGCGGGGGGGGGAUUUUUUUCACUAUGGACACUUCUUUUGAGGAAAACAAAUAAAGAUUUAAUAAUUACAAA
This is a messenger RNA of Danio aesculapii, 3135 nucleotides long. It is a transcript of the gene snx1a, whose product is annotated as sorting nexin 1a. Gene Ontology annotation, cellular component: endosome; endosome membrane. The transcript has 15 exons. Gene Ontology annotation, biological process: early endosome to Golgi transport. The record is from RefSeq and is a predicted model, not a curated record. NCBI's taxonomy places the organism in Eukaryota, Metazoa, Chordata, Actinopteri, Cypriniformes, Danionidae. The coding region runs from base 49 to 2037 and encodes 662 amino acids. Gene Ontology annotation, molecular function: phosphatidylinositol binding.